AUAGAGUGCAAAUGCUCGUCGUCCAUUUCCGCUCAUUCUACGGCAGACAUUUGUAUAUUUCUGAUUGAUUUUAAAUGCAAUUACUAUAUAUUUUAUAGAACUGCGCGAGUCGAAGCAGCCACAGCUUAAAAGAAGCGUUGAAACAUCUCUAUGAUCUUAUCUCGGGGUUCACAGGAAUGGACGGUCGUGCUAUGUUGAAAAAAACCAGAGAACUUGAAAACGAAGCGCUUAAUAUAACAAGAAGUUAUCUGAACGUUAGUCAGUCGGAAACCGUCGAUCAUCCGAGCGCUCUUCUCGUGUUAUCUGUUCCGUCCGCUGGUUUUACGUUUCCUUCAAUGAAACUAAAAGAAGAGAAAAAGAUGAAUGAAAGUAUCAGCUUUGCUGAUGAUAUAAUAAAUACAAAUAGCGGAGAGAAAAGAUGUGUUGUUACUAUUUCGUAUCCGAACCUUCGCAAAAACCUCUCCAAGAAUAUCACCAUAUUUCGACAAGAUCCCAACACGCACCUGACACUGACGAGUAACAUUAUUGCAGCAGCGGUUUAUCCACCAUUAAAGAGUAAUCCAACUAAUCCAAUCAAGAUCGCCUUUGAUCAUGAGAUGGUAACUAAUAGCACGCCAGUCUGCUCAUUUUGGAAUCACUCAAUCAGGACCGGAAAUGAAAUAUAUGGCCAAUGGUCCUCUGAGGGAUGCAAAUUUGACGAAAACGAAUCAAAACCAGGACAUACCGUUUGUUGGUGUAACCAUUUAACAAACUUUGCCUUGUUAUUACAACGUAAGACAGAUGUGAGUCGCUGAUUAGAAUUACGCUAAUUAUUUUUAAAUACUGUAGCACAUGGUUGAUUGCUAACUUUUAAAUUUCAACACCAACUAAGGUGUACCGUUGAUGAAUGUAGCUACAAUGUUAUUAAUUCUGAUGGAAACAUACUUGUACUUUAGAAUUCUCAUCACUAGUUUUGAUCUAAAUCUAUAUUGAAUGAAAAUAUGACUUUUUCACUAAAA
Messenger RNA from Xenia sp. Carnegie-2017, 998 nucleotides. Its product is annotated as adhesion G protein-coupled receptor L4-like. The transcript is spliced from 7 exons. NCBI's taxonomy places the organism in Eukaryota, Metazoa, Cnidaria, Anthozoa, Malacalcyonacea, Xeniidae. Gene Ontology annotation, molecular function: G protein-coupled receptor activity. The coding region runs from base 177 to 794 and encodes 205 amino acids. The record is from RefSeq and is a predicted model, not a curated record. Gene Ontology annotation, biological process: adenylate cyclase-activating G protein-coupled receptor signaling pathway.